Messenger RNA from Conger conger (European conger), 3363 nucleotides. RefSeq names its product luteinizing hormone/choriogonadotropin receptor (gene lhcgr). Gene Ontology annotation, biological process: male gonad development; ovarian follicle development; ovulation cycle process. NCBI's taxonomy places the organism in Eukaryota, Metazoa, Chordata, Actinopteri, Anguilliformes, Congridae. The transcript is spliced from 11 exons. Gene Ontology annotation, cellular component: membrane. Gene Ontology annotation, molecular function: luteinizing hormone receptor activity; protein binding. The record is from RefSeq and is a predicted model, not a curated record.
GUUCGGCUUCGAGUAAUAGGAAUGAAAUUAAAAACAAAAUUCUGAUUCAGUUGUUCUCCAAAUCUUCACUGAGUUUUGCAGAAGAAAGGAGUUACCCUCCAGGGGAAAAAAAUGCUAAAGGGUUGAAUGUCCACUCAUUCCCCCGGCUUUGAAGGCAACAGGUUAUGCCUGACGCAUACUUAGACGUUCAGGAUGGGCAAGAGAGAGUAGUUGCUACUCUGUGGAUAAGAACAGAACAUGGGCAUGCGUCUUUCCGUCUCGUUUCUUCUUUUCCUGUCCGUCAUGUUCACGUGGAGCUUUUUGACCACUUCAGAUUUCCAAUGUCCAGGGAUCUGUGUGUGCUCUCCAAAGACGAUCAGAUGCAACCGUGCGACUGAACUAUCCCUUCCAGUAGCUCAAAGAGACUCAUACAGGCGACUGGUACUCACUCAUCUGUCUCUGAAGUGCAUCGCCAGACAUGCCUUUGAGGGACUGGGCGGGGUCGUGAGCAUCGAAAUCACACAGAGUGUCUCCCUGGAGAUGAUAGAAACCAGGGCAUUUGACAGCCUCCUGAAUCUCUCUGAAAUUUUGAUCCGGAACACCAAGCGGCUGGCACACAUCAGUCGACAGGCAUUCAGCAACCUCCCAAAGCUACAAUACCUGAGUAUCUCCAACACUGGAAUCAUCCAGUUUCCUGAUCUGUCAGCCAUUUCUUCACUGCAGUCUAAUUUCAUCCUUGACAUCUGCGAUAAUCUAAAUCUUCAGUUAAUUCCAUCAAACGCCUUCGUUGGGAUGACGAAGGACAAUACCGACAUGAACCUUUAUAACAAUGGAUUCAGAGAAGUACAGGAUCACGCCUUCAAUGGAACAAGGAUCAAUAAGCUGGUUUUAAAAAACAACAAAAAGCUGAAAACAAUUCACAGCGAUGCCUUUAAAGGUGCUUUUGGACCAAGUACACUGGAUGUUUCCUCCACAGCAGUGGAGGCCCUGCCGUCGCAGGGCCUGGACGCAGUGCUGGUGCUGGUGGCUUGAGGGGCGUACGCCCUGAAGAACCUCCCCUCACUGACAGGCCUGGAGAGCCUGCAGGAGGCACAGCUCACCUACCCCAGCCACUGCUGCUCCCUCAGAGAGGCAACUGUCUUUACUGGGUGGAGUAACGGAUCAGCAUUCUGCAAGGAUGUCAGUCUGUUAGAAAGGAUCCUGACUCUCAGUGCGGACUCACAGUUGGACCUGGUAUCCGGGUCCACAGGCCAGAGGCCGGAGAUCUACGGGAACAUAGACCUCCAUUACCCAGAGUUUGAUCUGUGCCGCUCCAGGAGGGUCCUCAGGUGCACGCCCGAGGCGGACGCCUUCAACCCCUGUGAGGACAUUGUUGGCUUCGGCUUCCUGCGGGUGGCCAUCUGGUUCAUCAACGUGCUGGCCAUCGCGGGCAACCUGAGCGUGCUGGUGGUGCUGUCCACCAGCCGGAGGAAACUGACCGUGCCGCGCUUCCUCAUGUGCCACCUGGCCUUCGCCGACCUGUGCAUCGGAGUCUACCUCCUCAUGAUCGCCGCCGUGGACCUGUGGACGCGCGGGGACUACAGCCGGCACGCCAUCGGCUGGCAGACGGGGCCCGGCUGCGGCGCGGCGGGCUUCCUGUCCGUGUUCGGCGGGGAGCUGUCCGUCUACACCCUGACGGCGGUCACGCUGGAGCGCUGGCACACCAUCACCAACGGCCUGCGGCAGGAGCGCAGGCUGGGCCUGCCCCGCGCGGGGGGCAUCAUGUCGGCCGGCUGGCUGCUCUGCCUGGCCGUGGCGCUGCUCCCCCUGCUGGGCGUCAGCAGCUACGGCAAGGUGAGCGUGUGCCUGCCCGCAGACAUCGACGCGCCCUCCGCCCAGGCCUUCGUCAUCCUCCUCCUGCUCCUCAACGUGGCGGCGUUCUGCGUCGUCUCCGCCUGCUAUGUGGGCAUCUACCGGGCGGUGAGGAAUCCCGAGUUUGCCGGCAGCAGGAGUUCCGAUGCGCGGAUGGCCAAGCGCAUGGCGGUGCUGGUGUUCACCGACUUCGUCUGCAUGGCGCCCAUCUCUUUCUUCGCCAUCUCAGCGGCCUUCGGGGCGCCGCUCAUCACCGUCACCAGCUCCAAGAUCCUCCUGGUGCUCUUCUUCCCCGUCAACUCCUGCGCAAACCCCUUCCUGUACGCCAUCUUCACCAGGGCCUUCCGCCGGGAUGCCUGCACUCUCCUGGGGAGGCUGGGGUGCGGCGAGGGGGGGCGUCGGAUCGGGGUGUCCUCCUCAGAGAACAAAGCGGGGAAGCGCAGCAGCUCUGUGGUGAAUAACGGGAUCCCCCGCACCGCGCUGAAAAUGUACAAAAUGUCACAGCAGGACCGGAAGGUUAACAACCGCGGUGAAUGCUGAUUGGAUUGUCCUCCCUCACCAAUCUGUUCUCUAUUUCAGUAUUGCGCUGUAGUUCAUUCAUUUUCCUUGUUUUUAUUCCUUGCACUUUAUUGAAAUGGUGUAAAAUAUUCUCCUGAAUAUCAAAUGUAAGAUUUAUUUUUAAAAAUGGGAACAGCUCAGGAGCUGUUGGCCCUUGUUUUUGCUCUGACUGCAUUGCUGCCCAUUGCUGCCACAUUCGGUUUCUUCAGUGGUUUUCUUCAAGUGAAUUAUCCUUGUUAGGAUAUCAAUAUGGCGGCACGGAUGGUGCAGUGGGUAGCACUGCCGCCUCACAGCAAGGAGGUCCUUGGUUUGAAUCCCUGUCGGCCGGGGCCUCUCUGUGUGGAGUUUGCAUGUUCUCCCCGUGUCUGCGUGGGUUUCCUCCGGGUACUCCGGUUUCCUCCCACAGUCCAAAGACAAGCAGGUUAGGCUGAUUGGAGAGUCUAAAUUGCCCAUAGGUAUGAGUAUGAGUAUGAGUAUGAGUAUGAGUAUGAGUGUGUGUGUGAGUGAAUGGUGUGUGUGCCCUGCGAUGGACUGGCGACCUGUCCAGGGUGUAUUCCUGCCUUUCGCCCAAUGUAUGCUGGGAUAGGCUCCAGCCCCCCUGCAACCCUGUUCAGGAUAAGCGGGUUAAGAUAAUGGAUGGAUGGAUGGAGGAUAUCAAUAUGUAAAUAUUGUACAGUUUAUGAAAAACAUUGUUGGUUUUACAUGUAAAUUAUGCUGGUUACAACUAUAUAUGUAUGUGCAAGAAAGAAGAGCUUUAAGAGAAAUAUAAUUUAAAAUUUCACAGUAAGCCAGUUACCUGUGUGCACUUGAGCUUUUCCAUACAUAUUUUAAACUACACUAAAAAAAUGAUUACAUAAGAAAAAUUAUGGACAGUGGUUGCUCACAGUAUACAUAUAUGGGGCUUCAACUGAUGAAGUACUUUUAGCCUACCAUGCAACCACUCACCAUAUACACUUAGUAAGCACUUGAUUAGGU